GUGUUAGUGUUGAGGUUUGAUUAGGUGCUGCCCUGCAACUUUUCUGUAUAUUACUCCUUGUCAUUUCCUUUCCAUGGGGAAAUGUCCUGCCCACCUGUUGCUGUGGUUCUGCAGCACUGCCGCAUAUAAGCUGUGGAGUUUCUGCCUCGAAACACCGGAAAGCUACCACCUCCAUCCAACAUGCAGCUGCUGCUUUCUCUCUGUCUGACCUGGGCUCUGCUCCCUACAGCUGAGCUGCUGCGCUGUCAUGAGUGUGCCAAUGAAGGAUGUGCCAACAUAACCUCAACUGAGUGUCCUGCCACGAGUCCAAUCUGCAGAACUAUCACUUCAUUGACGACCAGUGGUUCAAACCUCGUACUGACAGUGAAUAAAAACUGUUCAACACUGCUGAACUGCAUCACUCCUCUCACCAUUGAGACCGAAUGGUCUGUGAACCGAGGUUUCUCACGGAGCUCUCACACUCAGAUCUGCUGUGCUACUGACAACUGCAACUUCCAGACACUGGCUGUUCCCAAUAUUUUGACCAAUGGGAAGGUGUGUCCUUCCUGUGCAAGCUCAGCAGACAGCAUGGCAGGAACCUGCAACAGCACUCUGUCCUGUAUGGGAGCUGAGGACAGCUGCUUCAACGGCACCAGUACAUCAAACUCCAGCCAGGUGAUAGAGCGCGGCUGUCUAAGCAGAAAUCUCUGCACCAACGUGCUCAUACGACAGGCUCUGUUUGGUGCAAACUCUCAGGUUGUCUGUCGAGCACCGUGGAGCAUCAGGCUCAGCGCCGUGUUGCUGACCUUUGCGCUCACAGCAUGUAAAGUUCUUGUUUAGAUAAGACACACACAGUUGCAAAAGUAUUACCCAUUGUUUUCUUCAGAAAAUAUUUCAGUGUGAUGGUACACAGACUAAAAUACUAGAUGAACACGAAGUGUUUGUGUGAGACUGAUAAAUUUCAUAGCAGUGUAACAAUUAUUUGUGAAAUGGUGACAGGGAUCAUUGAAAGUACCACCCACAUACACAGAGAUAAAAUCUCGCACAUGCACAGCAGCCACACCCAGAACCACAGACAGAUGUAAUCGUACAGAGAUAAAGUCACAGGUAUGCAGGCACACAGUAAUGCUUACAGAAUGGAACAGUGAUAACACGUGUUGUAGGCAACAAACACAAACACAAUGAUAUGAGUACUCACACUGACAGGAACAUUUGUACAACACAACGCCUCUGCUGUCAGUCAAAUCAACAUGACAUUAAAACACACACACACACAGAGUUCAUUUUCAAUGUGCAGCUGAGCAGGGUAGUUUUUAUUGUUUUAGACAAUAGUUGUGAGACAACUGAUGUGUAAAUGACCCUAGAGAGCACUAAUAUGACCACUUCAAUACCCAUAAUACUCAAUACACUGUGUAUUAUUGUUUUAAUAAAA
This is a messenger RNA of Thunnus maccoyii (southern bluefin tuna), 1411 nucleotides long. RefSeq names its product ly6/PLAUR domain-containing protein 8-like. NCBI's taxonomy places the organism in Eukaryota, Metazoa, Chordata, Actinopteri, Scombriformes, Scombridae. The record is from RefSeq and is a predicted model, not a curated record. The transcript has 5 exons. Bases 181 to 819 code for a protein of 212 amino acids.